Molecule: messenger RNA, 3694 nt
Organism: Rhinichthys klamathensis goyatoka
Lineage: Eukaryota; Metazoa; Chordata; Actinopteri; Cypriniformes; Leuciscidae
Gene: mtus1b
Product: microtubule associated tumor suppressor 1b
Exons: 15
Coding region: 295-3498 (1067 amino acids)
Cellular component (GO): cytoplasm; nucleus
Molecular function (GO): microtubule binding
Source: RefSeq, a predicted model, not a curated record
AACUGCGCUCUUGCAGUGCUUUUGGAUCACAUGAAACAGGACAUUCUGUCCGGGACUGGUUUACCUGUGGAAAUGUGCGUUUUGAUCAAAUCAAAUACACUCUAGGAUUGAUUGGAAACACUUGAAAAGCAGAGUCAUUAAAAGUGUGUCAGCAAAACCAUGGACGCCAUCUUCUGAAUGAUCAAAGGAAUAGACUUUCUAUGAUGAGAAACACCAUAAUCCCAUCUUCUACAAAGUUAAGUAUUAACUGUUUAUCAGGGCUGAAUUGGAUCUAGCUAUGGGGGAUUUGACUGUAUGAUAGUGUCUCAACCCACCUGUCUCAUGGAACCACCAACGAACAAGUCUGAACUUCCACCUCCUGCGCCUACCAAGAGAUCUUCUCAGGGAUCUCAUCAUGGGAUGUGUCUCCCGUUACACAGUAGUGACCAGAGUAACAACACGUUCACCUCUGAGUCUUCUCUGUCAUCAUCCAAAACCUCGCUCCUGUACGAUAGAGACGAGACAUCACCGGACUCCAUGCGUAGCUUGAGCAGUCUGAGUAGUGCCAGAACAGAUAGUCCUCUGGAUGUGGACAUGCCAGAUGUGGAGAUGGGAAAAGCAAUGGCCAACAGUGAUGAUUCAGGCAUACAGAGCCCAGACUGCAGACCAGACUACAGUGAGGACAACGACAACUCAGUGUCUGUCUAUCUGGAUGCUAAUGAAGACUGUUGGAGUGACAAUGACAACCGUAAUGUCACUUUGGUGGUAGCACAGAAGGUUGGUCAAACUGAUGGUGAUGAUGCAUUCUUGUGCUCUUCAGGAAAUGAUGAUGAUGAUGAUGAUGAUGACACUAAAGAAGAAGAGGGAGAAGACUCUUUUCUUUCUUUAUCCUCUGUAGAAUUAAUGAUGAAAAGCCAAGUUGUUGUCUCUGCUCUGGAAGUCUCCACCAGCUCUGAAGUGGUAAUGCCAAACAGUGUUUUACCAGACAUUUCUGAAGGCCAAACAGCAGAAGUGCCUAACGUGGCUACUGAGAAUGAACCCCAGAGGGAAGUUGUCCACGAAAAUGGGGAAGUCUCUGUUGAGUUGUCAUCAGCCAUUCAAAAAACUCACAUUAUGUAUGAGACAGUGGUGUCUCCUGAAAACAAAGUCUCCAUUUCAAUAACAAGUACCAGAAACACAACUUCUUCUCACUUAUCCAUCUCAAAAGAGGACAACAAUCCAAAGUCCACAGCAAAAAAGACCAAUGAUCUUGCAGGACAUUGUAUUGCCAAGCCUCGUACAAGGGCUCCUCUGGCCAAAGCCACAAAACUUGAGGUGAAGAGGUUCCCCAGGCCAGACCUGAGGAACGUGAAGGCCAAGAUCAUCUCCAGGGCUGCCUCUGCGCCAAGAUCAGCCAAUCCAGCAAAAACAAACACGAAUGUUAAGCAGUCAGCUUCAGGAAGUGUGAAGGUUCCUGUUAGUAGGAAGGUGGAAGAUAAUGCUGUUGGAAAAAGAAGCAGAUCAUCAUCAGCCAAUACAAGAGGAAAAGAAACAAAGACUUGCCCAAGUGAGGUUGCAUUUAAUGGCAGUCAGGAGAAAGAUGUAAACACUUUAUACUUGCCAACACAAGAAGAAGAAACAGCAAUGAAGUCAGAAUGUCCUUCUUCAGCUGCUUUUAAAAAUGAAGGAGAACCUCAACUUGAGAAAGAAGCUGGGGAAGAAACCUCUAAGAUUAACAGCACGACUGUGUCUUCCAAGCUGGGACCAUCUCUAGGGACUAACAGUACUUCCACCUCUGGACCCCCAGAACCCAGACUGAAGCCCUCUAACAGAGAAGCCCGACCCACAGGUAGUCUGGGUCCACCGGGAGGACGAGCGGUUCAGCCGGCUGGUAUUCCAAGGAUGCGCACCACAGACAGGUCCGCAGUACCCUGCAGCCCAACUUCUGUUUCCAGCUCUUUUUGUAAGGGUCCUCAGAGAGCUGCCUCUUCCAAACUGCCUGUCAAAGGCCUACCCACAAGCCCCAGCUCCUCAUCACUGGGAAGUACAAUCAGCGAAAGCAACAGUAUUGCUGUAAACAAAGUUCCUGUUGAAGGGAUGAAGAGUGAGGAGAAGUCUGUCAAACAAUCACCCACAUCCCAGAUUCAAGGAAAGUCUCUAGUUAUCAAACCUGUAUCAGGUCACCGCAGCAGAGCGAGCUCCACACCGUCUAAACCCGUAGCAGGGCUGAAAGCCCCAGCUGUGACCAGCCAUGUGACAGCUAAGACUAACCAGAAUGCUUUGCAGCGCAGUGGAUCUGCACGACUUAUUCGCUCAUCAUCAGUAAUAGUGGACAAGAGCCCUAAAGUGCCCAAAGCUGCUGGGCCAACAGCUGGACGGACACAGCAGCACAGCCCAGCUAGUCCUCAAGGAGGACCGACGGAGGAAGAGGAAGAGAGAGAUCUUCGUCUUCAAAAUGAGAAGAAGAGUCAAUGCAUCCUGCACCUCCGUAAACUCAUCGCUAACAGCAAUCGGCGCCUGGAGGCUCUCGCCUUGGUUGUGCAGCACAUCUUCAGCGAGCAUGAGGUGGCAGUCAAACAGAGGGAAGAACUUUCUGUCCAACUCAACAACCUGCAAGAGCAACUGGGUAACUCUGUCUCAUGUUGUGAGCAGUUGGAGAAAGAAAAGGAGGAGGUGCGCGUGACUUUGGAAGCAUUGUUCCAGAAACUACAGGAGCAGCAUCAGACAGAACUACAGCAGCUGGAGGAGAGACUGAAGGACUUCUACUCUGCAGAAUGGGACAAGACCCACGAGGCCUAUCAGAGGGAGGCGGAUAAAUGCAGGGCGCUCAUGCAGCAGCAGGUGGAUGAUGUGAGGAGCAAACAAGAAGCUCUGAGGAAUCAACAGGAAGUGGCACACACUGAGCAGAUAGCAAAACUGAAACAUGAACAUGAGACUUCACUUGCAGAGCUCAGGAAGACACAUGAACAGGACAAGCAAGAACUUGAUAAAACAGUGAAGGAAUCUGAGGCUAUGCUCAAUGAGAAAAUUCAGACUUUGACAGCAGAAAACGAGGCUUUGAAAGAAAGACUGAGAGCGGAGGAGGAGCGGAGGAGAGCUCUGGCAGACAAAAGUCAGAAGGACGCCCACACACUGUAUUUGGAACAGGAGCUGGAGAGUCUCAGGGCUGUGCUGGAAAUAAAGACCAACCAGAUACACCAGCAAGACAAGAAACUCAUGCAGAUGGACAAACUGAUUGAGGAUAAUUUGAAACUGGAAGAGUGUUUAAAUAAAGUCCAGCAGGAGAACGAGGACUACAAGGCAAGGAUGGACAAACAUGCUGCACUUUCAAAGCAGCUCUCCUCAGAGCAGGCCAUGCUUCAACAGACCCUACAGAAAGAGUCAAAGGUCAACAAACGGCUAUCUAUGGAGAACGAGGAGUUGCUGUGGAAACUACACAACGGAGACCUCUGCAGCCCUCGACGCAUCUCGCCCACCUCUCCCUUCCCCUCGCCCCAAAACUCCGCCUCCUUCUCCACUACCCCCAUAUCACCCAGAUAACCUCUGAACUCAGAGGCACCUAUGGACCUUUUGGCCAUUUUAUUCCUAUAAUAGGACCUGUACACUUUGUAAAGACUUGUAUGGUUUACUUGUUCCCUUUUCCAGUUAAAGACAAUGAUGCACAGCUGCACUUCUAGAUCAAGGAAUUGCCUUGUCCUGUUACAUGCCUGUUUGUUCUUUUCUGUCUGUCUGUCUG